AUGGACAACCCAAACCUUAAAACGAUUCUCACGCCAGACAACUUCCACAAUGCACAUAUGAUCUCACGAGCAACCUCUCCAGGCGGUGAACCUGAUGGCAUCAACGGAGAUGGGGAUCCCAAAGCUCGCGUCCGGCCUCGCACAUAUCCUUAUUUCAAAUACCUGCCAUACCAGCUUGAAGACGAUGCCAAGAGGGAACAAUAUUUUCGGGACAUCUUGACCCAGCUCUACAUUGCGGUGGAAUCGGGGGAUUUCAGCCCCGGUGCGGUGCACUGGACACGGGAGCUAAGGGCAUGGCUAUCCCUCAAGUUCGACCCGACUCGCAGUGAGCGGAUCAAACUCGUUAAGCUGUACUAUGAGCUUGCCCUUGCUCCUGGAAUAGAUCCAAAUGUCGCGGAACGGUUCGCUAGCAUGUUCAUGCUCCUCACAAAACGCAAGCAUUACCUCAAGCCGAUUAAGGACCUUGUCUUGGACUGGAAGCCCUUGUAUAGAGAAGUAAAGGCGUUCGUUUUGCCAACAGAGUCUGGUCUGGUGCAUUCCUCAAACCUAAAGCGGAACGUGAAGACCUUGACGAAGCUCUGCGCUUUCAUUCAACUCUAUAUUGACCCCUGUGAUCUACCGACCAUGCUGGAAGAGUUCUUACCCCAUUACAGCACUUCGUUCUCAGAAGGAGCGUUUGUCGUAGUCGGGCUGGUCAACCUCCUUCUUCCCACCUCUCCGCCACCGGAGUCUAGAGAAGAUCUGCUCCCACAGCAUUAUAUGCCGACAUAUUUCCACCUUUGGUCUUUGGUCAGUCGGUCAAAAACCUUCGAUCAAACUUUCCUGGAUUUCCUUUCUCGAAUGGCGCGGGAUUCGUUGCCUGCUGGUCACAUCCCGUUCUCCGAAUAUGGAAUUUUCACCAAGGAGCAAUCCUCCCUUAUCUUUACGGCUACUUUGAGACUCCUUGAGAUCCCAGUUGGUCAGUCUACCUCUCCUUACAGCGCACUUGUGGACAUAUCCUCUGGGUUGGGAAUAAUGCUUGAUCGAGACACUCGGAAGCAUCCCGUAGCACAUCACAUAGCUAGAUGGAUUGUCAUGUCUCUGUCUCCGGCAUGCCUGGACAAGGAGGAUUCAAUUCUGACUCAGCUUGAGGGCCUUAUCCAGGCUGUGGAGACCUUUUUUCACCCCUCCAAUUCUGGUAGCUGGACGAAGACCCUAGCCCAGUUGGUGUAUUACCUUACGGAUUUCUUCGUAAUGCGCUGGAACCGGGAGCAGAGCGGAGAGAUGGAAAUACCAGAGGAGCGAAAGCUAACAGAACCCUUGAGGCGCCGCUUCGUGCUCUGCAUGCGUGAUGUGAUUUUCAUGGGUAUCUAUUCUAAAAGUGCUACCGCCAUGAGCUUCUCCUUGUCAACCCUACAGGGCCUAGCGUACCUGGAACCGCAUCUUAUCCUUCCUGGGGCUUUGCAGAGAAUCUACCCAUCCCUUCAAGGCCUAGUAGAGGUUCAUCGUACCACGUCAUCUCUGCGAGCUCUCCAGACACUCGCGCGGAUCAUCACAAGGACCAAGGGGUAUCGUUGCCAUCUCACAACCCUUUUGGGGAUGGCAUUGCCGGGCAUUGAUGCAAACGAUCUUGAAAAAUCUCUCCAUACCUUGACGUUUAUUCAGGCUGCAUGCUACAAUAUACCCAUGGCAGACUUGACAAAGGGGCAGGAAGAUGUCAAUAGCGAUAUGCUGGCGAUGCAAUGGAUUCCAGGCGAGAUGGAACGAAUGGAACAAGAAGGGGUGGGUGUGCAGUUGAACUACGACACGGAACUUAGCGAUGAGACCGAAGAAAUGAUCCUCCGCUCUUCUACAUGUGGGUUCGGGGACUUCAUUAUCUCCUUCCUUGGUCGCGUCUUCACCCUCCUGGAGAACCUUCCCGACGUGUCAAGAGUGCGAAACGGAUCCCCGGAGGAGAAUAUUGUGAACACUCUUCCUGCAACAUUUAUGCCGUUGCUUUCCUCACUAUCUCCCGACUAUUACGACAUCGCCCUGUCCAAGCUUGUCGACUUUGUGUCAAACCAUGUCAUCCACCAAGCCCGCGAUGCAAUGGCGUUCAUCUGUAACGCUGUUUGCAAGGUUAACCCGGAAAAGGCUCUGAGGCGUUUCAUUCCAGUUUUAACCCAGGCCAUCCGUACGGAGAUUGAUGACAACGGUGCUGGCUCAACCCGGACAACAGGUACUGAUGUCCUUCCCCGUGAUCGAGGUCUAGUGUGGAAUGUCAGUAUGCUCAGUAUGUGUGUUGUGCAUGUUGGAGAUGCUGUUCUGGCGCAUAAAAAGGAGCUGUUUGAUAUUGCCGUUUACAUGCAACAGAAGUGCCGGGGCAUUCCUACAGUCCAUGUCUCGAACUUCAUCCAUCACCUUCUUCUCAAUCUCACAGGAACCUACACCUCGGACUACUCGCUAUAUGAACCCGACGUCAUUGCUAACGGAAUACAACCUGAACACUGGAGUUAUCGCCCAGACCCGAAUAACCUGACCGUGAAGUGGCACGUCCCCAAACGCCAGGAGAUCGAGUUUGCUACUGAACUCUUCGAAAACCAGGCGGAGUCGGCUCUCAAGCAACUCACAGCUUUGACUGAGGAUGCUUCCAGCGUUAGGCGAGAUGGAAUAGGCAAGGAAUGGUCCGAUGAAGUGAUCAGAAACUUGGUUCUGCUGCGACUAAUUAUCUCUGGCGUCUCCGUGCUCUUCGAUGCCAAAGCUGCUUCAAAGACGAAGGAUAUCGAGGCCAACGGAGCAGCAGACGGUGCAAAUGACGUGGAAAUGGCAGAUGCGAAUGGUGCAGGUGAGGGCGGAGAAAACGUGCCUGAUUCUUCACUAGACAGUUCCGAUGAGGACACUGUAAGAGAGACCUUCAACUACCCGACCGGCUACCCCUUAGAAGAAAACGACCCUAUCUAUGUUUCAAUCCACGAUAUUCGAGAAAGGGCAGGAUGGGUUCUCCACAAGGUGCAUCGAUACCUCUCUGAGAAGCAGGAGGACGAUGUGCCGUGCUUCAGUGCUCUUUACUCUGCUUACAAGUGCUGGUUCAUUGACGUUGGUAUCGAGAGGUCCGCUCACGUCUUGGAUAGAGUUACCCGCCUUCUUCUUGCGGACAUCCACCCAUAUAAGAUGAGCGGAGUUCGCAAGGAUUAUCCGCGUCCCCUACUUAUUCGGCGCGCCAAUAUGUACCACCUACAGCGUUUGAGACACAACGCUGCCCCUCGAUGCCGAUCUCGGUUGGAUGAGAUCCUACUCCUCGAUAUCGCAGAGUCCUGUGUGUCUACUUAUACGGAGACUCGCCGCAAUGCUCAAACUGCGGGGGAGUCGGCCUUGAAGGCUGUCUGGGGCUCACGCUUGCUUGUCAUUCCACCCCUUCUCAAAGCGCUUCAAAAUGGUAUCAAGGAGAACGAUUUCGCGCGAAUCAAGGGUGCAUUGUUCUCCUUGUUGCUAAGCAGUGUGGCUAAGACUGUUGGUCGCCAUUGGAAAUAUGCUCCUACCCUAGUCCGAGCUUUCAUUGACGCGAGCGCGGUGGAUAGGCCGUCUGUGCAGCGAAUCUGCUCAAGUGUGGUAUAUCAGAUCAUGGACUAUGGCCGUCCCUUGGAAAGAAUGGCCAUUUUAGACAAAGACCUGGUCGAUGCAAUCGCCCCAACGACACAAGACGUUGAGGAACAAAUCGCACAAAAGCGUAAGAAUCUCAACAACAAGCGAGCAAUUAUCGAGAAGAAGAAGGCCGCUUUGGCCAAUGAAUUAGUAAACCUGGCUCGAGUAUCACACUGGAAGGUUGCCAGUCGAGCAGCAACUAUUGUGAUCUCCAUGGGUCUCAGGUUCGAUUACAUUGCUAGUGAAAACCUAGUGGAGCUUGUCACCAUGGGCUCUAUCGAUGACCACCCGGGUCUACGUGGUAUGUAUUCCCAGGGCCUAUCGGCGCUGUUAACUAUGAUCGAUGUCCGAGCAAUCUGCAACCACGACUACAAGAACUAUAUCCUGGGUAACCAGAACUUCCCGGCAAAGAUAAAGGUGACCACCAAGCGCUAUGAAAAGGGCUGGACUGAACAGUUCCUUGCCAGCUUCGCCAAUUCUGAAACGGAUUAUUAUAUUGAUCACGAUUUCCCGGGAUGGCUUGUUUGGUCGGAUCACAUGCCUGGGUACAAGCCGAAUGUUGAACGCGACAUUGAGUAUGACGGAGUGGAAUGGCAGGUCCGCUCUCAUAUGGGCAAGCUCUUCAAUAGGGCUUGGUUUAACAAGUUCUUCAUGUACUUGAAGCAAGAGCCGCGUGACCCGUCAGCCGACAAAUUCCGCAUGUCCUGUGCGAUGUUACUCUUGUAUGCCUUUGAAUUGAUGCUCCGCGAUGGACUUACUGCGGCAACAUUUGAUGACAUCAAGGAGGAAAUCGAGGCGGUUUAUGAGGAUGGAAGUGACAAACAUCAACAUCGGGCUACCGCGGAGAUUCUUGGUGCGCUCGUAAGCUCUGUUACGGAUACCAGCGUUGAAAAGCGAACCAUGGUCUGGGAAUACGCCUUCCCUAUUGUGCAAAAGAUAUUCAUUGAUGGGUUGACGCCGGAGAACUCUGGCUACUGGACAACUUUCCUGCAUAUGAUCCUUCAGUGCCGUGACCCCCGACGAGUUUGGCCGUUGGUCGACUGGCUGGCGAGCUUCCGUCUAGAUAUGGCUACCAAUGCAGCCUUCAAGGAAAGCUCCAAAAUAAACCUGCUGCAUCAGUCCAUCAUCGAUGCAGGCUGGCAUUUCCGACUCGAAAAGCCAAUUGUCCAGGAUUACCUCGCUCACCUUGAUCAUCCUUACAAGGGAGUUCGUGAAGCGAUGGGUCAAACUCUUGCAACGAUCUUCCGCACACGGUACCAUGAGUCUUAUCCAGAUGUCAAGAGUCUCUUGACAGAUCAAGAGUCCUCAUCGUCAGUGGGUUCAUAUCCUUACUCGCCGAGCACGGACUUCACCCAGAUGAUUAAUGACAUCUUCACGCGAAUCGAGAAAUGGCGACACGAGAGAACACCGGGCCAGCAGACUCCAUCCUCCUACACUUCGGGAUGUAAAACCGUUCUCCUCUGGCUCGACUCCACGCUGUCAUCGCAUGAGUGCACACAGCUUGCCCCCUUCUUCGCGGAGGUGUUUACGGGACAGCUGUUGCAUAUGAUGGAUGUCAAGGAAGAUCCAGAACUCCAGUCGCUCGCAUAUCAUGUUUUCCGUCACUUGCCUAACGUUCCAUAUCCUGCUGAGCAGAACUCGGAGUUUAUCAAGACGCUUAUCCGUAUCGGGCAGACAUCACCUUCAUGGCAUCAACGGUUGCGCAUCAUGAUCAACAUUCAGAUCAUUUACUUCAGGCGCCUCUUCCUUCUUUCUCCCUCUGACCGCGAUAAACUAUUCGAGUGUGUUGCUAGCAUGCUGGAGGACCCGCAGCACGAAGUAAGAGCCGGUGCAUCUGCGACCCUGUCAGGGAUGAUUCGUUGCUCGCCCGAAUUCCUUCGCAAAGACAUCGUCUCUCGCCUGAAGAAGCGAUUCACAAACGUCUUGAUCGAAAACCCUCUUCCCAAGCGACCCAAGGCGCUCCGUACUGCCAGUGGCAUAUCAUCCCCGAUCUCCUCGGGGGCUGGUACUCCAACUCCUGAACACACUCGCCUGGUUAUAACCAGACAUGGUGCUGUUCUUGGUCUUGGAGCGCUUAUUCAGGCCUUCCCAUACAGCAGCCCACCGCCAACAUGGAUACCUGAAGCCUUGACCACGCUAAGUGUCCGUGCUGCCAAUGACCCGGGCAUUGUUGGGUCAAGCGUGAAGUCAAUUAUUAGUGAAUUUAAGAAGACAAGACAAGAUACGUGGCACAUUGAUGCCAAGGCAUUUACCUCCGAUCAGCUUGAAGACCUCUCGGGGGUUCUUUGGAAGAGCUAUUUCGCUUAA
This is a messenger RNA of Aspergillus puulaauensis, 5907 nucleotides long. Its product is annotated as proteasome activator BLM10. Gene Ontology annotation, cellular component: nucleus; cytosol. NCBI's taxonomy places the organism in Eukaryota, Fungi, Ascomycota, Eurotiomycetes, Eurotiales, Aspergillaceae. The record is from RefSeq and is a predicted model, not a curated record. The transcript has 3 exons. Gene Ontology annotation, molecular function: peptidase activator activity; proteasome binding. Gene Ontology annotation, biological process: proteasomal ubiquitin-independent protein catabolic process. Bases 1 to 5907 code for a protein of 1968 amino acids.